AUGGUGCAGGCCCUGGACCCCAAGGAGGCAGACUUCGUGGCCUACGUGGUCCGAGCGAGCCUCCGCCGGCUCGGGCCCCGCUGGGCCCUCCUGGUCCUCUACGGGCGGGAUGCGGACCGCGACGCGCUGCACCUCAAGCUCGGCUCGCCCGACAGCGUGCACUGGCUGCCCAUCGUCCUGGACGGGGUGCGGAGGCACGAGGUCCUGUAUAACGAGAUGGCGUGGUUCAGGGUGAGCCUCGACUUCUGGGAGUCGGUGCCCGCGGAGUUUGAGCACCUGCUGUUCCUCGAGGGCGACAGCAUGGUCCUGAGAGGGCACGGCUGCGUGGAGAGCUUCCUCGACUUCGCGUACGUGGGCGCUCCCUGGAAGGACGGCUUGGGGCUGCCCGCGUUCGGCGGCAACGGGGGGCUGUCCCUGCGCCGGAGGAGCCUCUGCACCGCAGCGGUGGCGCACUGGCACGCGGCCAAGACGCAGGCAGAGCGCCGGCGUGAGUUCAAUAUUCUGGCGAUGGGGGAGGACGUGCUCACCUGCCGGCUGCUGCAAGACAUGGGCCAGGCCUUCCCCACCGGCCGCGAGUCCGCCGCAAACUUCUCUGUGGAGACCGUGUACCGCCCGGGGCCCUGCGGCUUCCACAAGCCGUGGGAGUGGCUCCCGCCGCACGCGGUUGCGGACCUGUUCGCCAGCGCCGAGAUGGGCUGA
Molecule: messenger RNA, 699 nt
Organism: Prorocentrum cordatum
Lineage: Eukaryota; Dinophyceae; Prorocentrales; Prorocentraceae
Source: the annotation of a GenBank genome assembly